AAAUGCCUCUGGCGGGACCCGAACCUGCGACCUCUCGCUGUCAAGGCGAAACAAGGUGUCCUCCUUGCACAAGACGGUUUUACAUAAUGUGGGGUAGCCAUUACGAAGCGACAGUUUAAAAUGAAUUUCAUUAAAAAAUACAAAAACAAACAUAUUAUGCAAUCACAAUUACUUCUUUGUGUUUUUGUUUAUUUAAACAGGUUUACUGACAUUAAAUGACGGACUUUGUCGUCUACAUUUUCCCUCUCAUCGGGCUUAUAAUUUUGAUCAUAAGCUGUUGCUGCUCACAUAAGAGUAAAGAAUGUCCAGAUGAUGACACUGAAAGUGACAAUCAAAUCAGUUACGAUACUGUUGCAGGUCUGUCGAAUAAUGGCCACACAACUGUUAAUAUCCACUUGAGUCAAAGAGUUGAAUCACCAGACCCAUCGACAUUUACCGUCCCACCCUCCUACGAAGAUGCAGUUUCAAUGGGUACAGAAAACGAAGAAGAUGUUGUUUGUAGGCCUAAUAGAAAUGGUGAAUUAUCACAACCAGAGCCUUUGACCCCACAGUCUCCUCCACCUUCAUACGAUACGAUCUUGUUUGACCGUCUCUUAUCGGGUUUACCAAUCCUCUCACCAGAAUUUUUUGGAGAUGUGACGUUCAAAUUUAGCUGAGAUGAGUUUAUUCAAUAAUGACAAUAAUAAUAAUAACUAGAAUAUGAUAUUUAAAUUGCUUUUUGUAUAUCGGAAUAGUUAAGUUGUUAGUUUUCAAUUUGAAUUUCGAAUGUGCGGACGCAUAUUCAAUAUCAUUGCUAUAUUCUUUUUCAUAAACUCUUGAAUUGUCUGGUAAUCGUAGUGUUUAAGUUAGCUAUAAUUUUGAUCUGAUUUUUUUGAUCAUUUGUUUGAUCGUUUCGAAUACGAUGAUAUUAAACAUUGUUUGCAGUUUCAUCACAGAUAGUAUAUGUGUAAGAAAUAAAAUGUCGUUCUUGCCCUCUUAAAAUAUCUCUUAUGCUCCAUGAUAUUCGUCCAUUAAAAUGUCUGAGAUUGCAAACAUAUUGUUCUCACCAUCUAUUACUCAUAUAUUUGAGUAAAUAUGUUUUUUUCUUCAUGCCCAUAUACGGAUACAUCACAUUUAUUUGUCACAUAAAAUGUGUAAGUCUGUACAGAGGUUUAUAUUGCUCAGCCAUAGUUUUAUGUCAGCUACAAUAAAGUGAUAAUAACCAUACAAUAGUAAUAAUAAAAUUAAUACUAUUUAAAACUAAGCACAGGAAUUGAAAAGAUUAAUAAUGAAUAAUAUUUUUAUACAUAAUUUUCAAAAUUAGUAGACACAUUUAUAACUUGCUAUAUUUAUUAUACACUUCUUUUCGAAAUAUAUGAGGAAAAUCUUUUGAAUUAUUCUCCUUAGAAUCAGACAGAAACUGAUUUUAAACUUUGUAUACCGAUUAUUACUUGUUUGACUUUUCAUCAGUGUGCAAUAUAUAUUUUGAAAUAAAUUAUACUAAAAAAUA
This is a messenger RNA of Anneissia japonica, 1489 nucleotides long. RefSeq lists its product as uncharacterized. The coding region runs from base 216 to 656 and encodes 146 amino acids. The transcript has 2 exons. NCBI's taxonomy places the organism in Eukaryota, Metazoa, Echinodermata, Crinoidea, Comatulida, Comatulidae. The record is from RefSeq and is a predicted model, not a curated record.